AUGCGGCUACUUGCCUGCUUGUCCUGGCUGCUGACACACCGCAUAUUGAUGAACAAAGGCUUCAUCUUGCGUCGCAAGGGACUCUCCACCGACACGAUCGCCAGCCUGGUCAUUGGGCUUACGGCAACAGCUUGGACCUCUUCUGUACUUGUUCACCUCUACAACACAGAGACACGAUGGGAGCCUUCGCAGCAGCAGAGCUGGGAGCAGGGGACUGUAUUGCGGACACUAGCAGGCCUUGCUGAUGCACCUCUCCUGACACAAAACCUCUUCGGCUUCUGGCUCGUCAGCUGGCCAGACGGGAUUCGAGCAGAACGAAAUCGAAACGACGGCUAUAAGCCCUAUCUCUGGUCGCUGGCCGGUCUCCGAGGUCCGUUCGACUGGGCUUCGGGGAUCCAUUCCGGCUUCUACAGAGCACUGGUCGUUGUCAUUGCCGUUUCCGUUUCCGUUCCAGCCAUUGCUGCCGUCCUGGUCGGCAAUCCCUUGACAGGCAUUCUCAACCUGGCAGGACUUGUGUUGUUCCUGGUGAACGGGGUCGGGAACAACCCCUACGUCCGAGCCUCGCACCGCUACGCAAGUGACAGACUCCGCAUCGCGUUGCCUACCAGCCAUCACGAAGGCACAACGUACAUCCUCCCCAGCAGAGGAACGGGCAUAGACGCCGUGUGGACACCCAAGAUCCAGAACGAACACCUGGAGGCCGACCAGGAGAUGAUGACCUUGUUCGCGAAGAUGCGGUCGGGGCGCUGCUCCGUCGGCGAGCCCUUGGAACAUCUUCGGAAAUGCCUGGCGCUCUAUCAUCCACGCGCACUCCUGUCCACGUCGGAAGUGCAACUGCUCGCCUCGUGGAUCUAUGCCGAGAAAGCACCUGGCGAUCCAUCUCUGCGCACCAUCCACUGUGACCGCGCCCCCGGCGUACACCUGGUUGGCCGAGACUUGAUGUUCGCCCUCUGUCACGCCGAGUACAUUGUUUUCAUGGAACAAGGCCGCCUUCCAGCCGUGACUCGCGACAAAUUGGGCACUCUACGGCUUCUUUCGCGCAGUGGAGCUGGAGUAAACUCCGAGACAGAUACACAUACGAUUGGCUUCAGGCCUGGAAUGGCCGGCUACAAGGAAGCCGUGCAACACAUCUACGCCAUCUUCGACAUGGCAGUUGAGGACCAUGCGAUGCAGUUUUCUUCCACGCCGCCUCCGCCCUAUUCGUAUGCCCUGCACAGCUCGCCUUCGACCAUCGAAGAGUAUGUGUCACAAUUGUGGGACGUGAGUACGCAAAACAGCGAGUCGACCUUCAGUGCCCUGUAUUUUUUCACGACCGUGUGGUUCAUGGAAUUGGGCAACUUGAAUGGCUUCCACAUCUUCCCCCUGCGGUGCAAGACCAGAGAUGGAGACCUGGUGAGCCAGCAGAUUGCGUGGCGGCAAGCGUGGUACUCGGGCUGUAUAGCUCAAUUGGUUGCCGUGAGUCCGAUGCUGUUUGGUCUUUUUGUGGUAGGAUUUGUAAAUUGA
This is a messenger RNA of Capronia coronata CBS 617.96, 1503 nucleotides long. RefSeq lists its product as uncharacterized. The record is from RefSeq and is a predicted model, not a curated record. Bases 1 to 1503 code for a protein of 500 amino acids. The transcript has a single exon. Lineage: Eukaryota; Fungi; Ascomycota; Eurotiomycetes; Chaetothyriales; Herpotrichiellaceae.